Messenger RNA from Ipomoea nil (Japanese morning glory), 2142 nucleotides. RefSeq lists its product as uncharacterized. NCBI's taxonomy places the organism in Eukaryota, Viridiplantae, Streptophyta, Magnoliopsida, Solanales, Convolvulaceae. The transcript is spliced from 4 exons. The record is from RefSeq and is a predicted model, not a curated record. Bases 1 to 2142 code for a protein of 713 amino acids.
AUGAGUAGUAAUCAGUUCACAUGGCAGACGGGCAAAGGCACUCCUGGAUGGAUCCAGGAAAGACUAGAUAAGGUACUAGUCACUAACCGCUGGAGAGAUAUUGUUAAUGGGGUCACAGUUACAAAUCAAUGGACAAGACGAUCAGAUCAUUCAGCUAUUUUCAUGGGGAUUCGAUGUUAUGGGACCAGGAGGGGUGGGGGCCGAAGAUUUCGCUUUGAGAUGGCAUGGCUCUAUGAUGAGGGAUGUAGAGCAGUAGUGGCUGAAUCAUGGGAGGAAGGAAGGAGUAGGGGAGCACAGAGUUGUAUUGCACACUGUGGAAGACGAGUGGAGAUGCAGGAGGAUGCAUACUGGAAGCAGAAGGCCAAACAGCACUGGCUCAAGGAUGCUGAUGCCAACACGAAGUUUUAUCAUAGGAAUCCCAUGAAUGGUGAUCUGAUUUAUAGCAAUAUUACUCCACGAGUAACUCAGGCACAAAAUGAGUUAUUAAUGCAGCCCUUUGAGGUGGGUGAGGUGAAAGAUGUUCUCUUUGAAAUGUGUCCUGAUAAGGCGCCAAGGCCGGAUGGGAUGAACCCGGGUUUUUACCAGAGUUUUUGGGAUAUUGUGGGAGGUGAUAUUUCGGCCUUUAUUAUAAGCUGUCUGAAUGUAGGCUCAUUACCACCUGGUCUGAAUAAUACCGAUGUCGUGUUAAUUCCUAAGAAAGAUGUUCCUGAGCAGGUCUCUGAUUUGAGACCAAUUGCGCUUAGCAAUGUAAUUUAUAGGAUUAUGGCCAAAAUGAUUACCCGGAGGAUGAAGCCCCUAAUGGAUAGUAUUAUAUGUGAGUCCCAGAGUGCAUUUAUACCAGGCAGGUUGAUAACGGGUAAUAUUUUGAUUGCCUCAGAGGUAGGCCAUUAUUUGAACAGGAAACGGUGUGGAGCAGUUGGUUGGAGUGCCUUAAAGCUAGAUAUGGCAAAGGCCUAUGAGCAGAUGGAGUGGCCUUUUUUGAAAGGUAUGAUGGUGGCCCUGGAAUUUGAUGAUAAGUGGAUUGAUCUUAUUAUGAUGUGUGUUACGACGGUAUCCUAUAAUUUCCUGGAGGCAAAUGAAAUUAAAGGAUGCCUGGCUCUAUAUGAAAAUCUGUCUGGGCAGGCUGUUAAUUACCAUAAAUCUAGUAUAUGCUAUAGUAAGAAUACGACGGAGGUGGUCAAGGAAAAUGUGGCGCAAGUUUUGGGUGUGAUCCAGGCUCCUAACUAUGGGAAGUACCUUGGGUUGCCAUCAUUUAUUGGAAGAAAUAAGAAAGCGGCGUUUGCUUAUAUAGAAGACAAGAUCAGACAGAGAAUAGGAUCUUGGAAUAAGAAACUAUUGUCGCAGGCAGGAAAAGAGGUCUUAUUGAAAAGUGUGGCCCAGGCUAUGCCUACUUUCUCAAUGAGUGUUUUCUUAUUGCCUACUGCUAUCUGUACGGCUAUUGAGAGGUUGAUGAAUAGGUAUUGGUGGGGCUCAGGGACUGACCAGAGAAUCCAUUGGAAAGCCUGGGAUAAGUUAUGUAUUCCAAAGAAGUAUGUUGGAUUGGGCUUUAAAGAUCUAAGAGCUUUCAAUGUGGCACUAUUGGGAAAGCAAGCUUGGAGACUGUUAACCAAUACAGAUUCUCUAGUUUCUAAAGUUUAUAAGGCAAGAUAUUAUCCGAACCAACCUUUUACUGAUGCGAUUCUUGGGAACAACCCAAGUCACUGUUGGCGAAGCAUUAUGGCGGCUAAGGGUUUAAUUUGUAGUGGGGUAAGAAGACGAAUUGGGAACGGAUUUUCUACCUCGGUAUGGGGACACCCAUGGUUGCAAGAUGAAGAUGACCCCAUGAUCCAAACAGAAAUGCCACCCCAACUGAGUAAUGCCAGGGUAAUCAACUUAAUUGACCAGGAUACAGGCACUUGGGAUUAUGAUCUGCUUACUGAUAUUUUUGAGCCCAAUGAUGUGGCUAGAAUACUAAAAAUACCAAUCUCCCCAGACUAUGAUGAUAUGUUGUACUGGCAUGGCGACCCCAAGGGCAACUAUACUGUUAAGCAUGGGUAUAAAUGUGUUUCGGGGAAUUAUGAGAAUGUGGAGAGUGGGGGUUUCACGAAAUGGCUAACAUUGUGGAAGCAAAGAAUACCACCCAAAUGGAAGACUUUAUUAUAG